Acanthosepion pharaonis is the source of this 819-nucleotide messenger RNA. The record is from the annotation of a GenBank genome assembly. NCBI's taxonomy places the organism in Eukaryota, Metazoa, Mollusca, Cephalopoda, Sepiida, Sepiidae.
AUGUCCAUUGUAAAGAAUGAACUCACAAUGGAUCACCAGAUCCGAGGGUCAGUAGAUAUCAUCCAACUAUUAUCAAAAGCCCAACAUGAAUAUAACAAAAUGAGAGAAGAUCAAAACCCAGAACCUAUAUUGAUGACAGACAAACCAAACAAAUCAAUUGCAUACUCUUCUUCAAUAAUCCGCCCAACACCUGUUCAUAUGUUAACUUCUACUGAAGACACAGACAGUGAAAUGGGUGUCUCCCUUGAAGAUAGAACUGAAGAAAACCAAACUUCCCACAUCAGCCUUGAGGUUUUAUUCCAUAAUGCUAGCAUCAAGCACAUUGAAAAUCAACAAACUAAUUCACAUACAAUGCGACAAACAAAAGCAAUUCAAAGUUGUGUUCUUGAUGAAGCAGAAACUGUAGCUCUUCUUUCCACUAAUAGUAAGGGAGAUAAUUCUGCUACUUUCAGUCACACUUGCUUGUCGUCUCCCAUUUUGGGAAAAACCAAAUCUCAGAAUCUGUUGACUCCAGCUGACAUAGAAACUAUUCCAUCAUCUAUCAUUUCAGCUAUGGGAAUGUCUGGUUGCAGUGGUGUGGGUUCUGAGACACUUCUAUCACCAAUGGCAUUUGUUUCACAGACCAGAAUGACAUCAAGCUCAAGUAACUCAUCAGACAUGGCAAAAAUUAAAAAUGAAUCAAAUCUAACUCCAUUGACAAAGGAACAAUUGCAAGAAGCAUUACUGUAUAUAAUAAAAAACGAUUCCAGUUUGGUUUCCAGAAUCCAUGAAGCCUACUUCCUUAAAUUAAAUAAUGAGAUCUCAAAUCCAAUAAUGUAA